AUGGCUCAUCGUCGAUGUGUUUCUUCAACCUCAUCAGAAUUAGACUUGUCUUCAUCAUCGUCGCUUAGAACUUCCCCAACUCCUCCAUUAGAGAUAUCCAGUUCGAGUACCGAGCCCUUGAAAGGGAUAAAACCUAAGCGCAAGUCGUCGGGCAGCGAUGAUGACAAGAGUUCAAAAGGUCUACGAUCGCAAAAAGAAGAUAAUGAGGAGCCGAACGAUCCAGACCACACCCAGGACCUGGCAGAGAUGCACCUCAGUGAAGUGCAACCAAUCAUCACUGCCAUUCGCGUGACUGAUCUCGCUCUUGGCCUCCGACGGAUCCCCGCUGGCUUCCACGCAGUGAUCAGGGCCGAUGACGUUGAAUAUGAGACAAGCAAUAUAUCUGUAAACGUAGACCAGCCUGUCGUAGAAUGGCACGAGCGCAUUGCUCUGCCGCGCGAGCCAUGUUUCAAAGUUCGGAUCAGCGUGUAUGCCUCAUUCGAAUUGGGUCCCAUGCUCUGUCAUGGUGAACUCCUCCGCACGUUCGAGAUCUCGGUUGGAGAAUUAAUGGAUCGCAGCGAAAAAUCACAUCCCAUAAUAUUUCAGCCAAAGCAGCAAGAAGUCGUAUCCGCUUGUACUUCACUUUUCUUGACAGUGGAGCAGCAACUUCCUGAUCAACACGACGCCGCAAUUCUUUGCCCCCUUACUACUCCUACAUCCCGCAAUAUAGAUGCAUUAGCGCUGAGGACGGAUGCCGGUCAUCGUCUUCUCGCACGAUACCGUAGAGCCCAGAACAGCAGGGAUCUCGAGCAAUCCAUAAACCACUUCGAACACGCCUCAGAUAUCUGCCCCGUGGACCAUCCCUGCCGCCCUGCAGCGCUGUUCAAUCUCGCCAGCGCAAAGCUUGUGAGUUGCCAAGCUGAGGGAAGAUACCUCGACCUCGACGUCCCUGUCUCCCUGUUCGAAGGCGCCCUCGAAUUGCGUCCCACCGGUCAUCCGGACAGAACGGUCAUGCAGCUGCAUCUUGCGGUUGCUCUGCUCUCGCGCUUCGCGAAACGGGGAUUUCAAACGGAUGCUGAUGCAGCCAAAGAGUUACUGAGCGAAGUCGUCAAUGUCUGCCACGCCAACACCCACAUUCACAGAGCGGCUGCGAUUGCAAUGGAAACAUGCGCUCUACAUUCUGCGAGAAGCAUUAAUGCAAAUGAUGUCAGGCAGGAGUGGCACGCCCCAUCCAUGCUUCCGUUAUCGCCGAAUCAACUUUCCAAUCAAGCACAGCGGUGUUUGGAGAGAGAUGACCCUAGUGCCUUAGAUGAAGUGAUAUCCCUUCAUAAUGAUGCACUAGGAUACUACAACACCGGGCAUGCUUGCCGAGUGCAAUUGCUAAGCAAUCUAGCUCUAAUGCUACAGACUCGCUUCGAGCAUCGAGGCAAUGACACAGACUUGGAUCAAGCUAUCGUACUUCAAAUGGAAUCGCUGGCUUUGUGCCCAGUCGGUCACACAGAUCGGUCUGCGUCAUUAAACAACCUCGCGACUCAACUCUCCACCCGCUUUGACCACCGAGGCAACAGCGAAGACUUGGAUGAGGCUAUCGCACUUUACAGGGAAGCGCUGGCUUUGCGCCCGGUCGGUCACACAGAUCGGUCCAUGUCAUUAAACAACCUCGCUGUUCAUCUCUCCUCCCGCUUUCGUCACCGAGGCAACGGCGAAGAUUUGGAUCAGGCUAUCGCACUGAGCAGGGAAGCCCUGGUUUUGUGCCCGGUCGGUCACAAAGAUCGGUCUGUGCCAUUAAACAACCUCGCGAAUCGACUCUCCUCCCGCUUUUACCACCGAGGCAACGGCGAAGACUUGGAUCAGGCAAUCGCACUGAACAGGGAAGCCCUGGCUUUGUGCCCGGUCGGUCACACAGAUCGGUCCAUGUCAUUAAACAACCUCACUCUUCAACUCUCUUCCCGCUUUCACCACCGAGGCAAAGGCGAAGACUUGGAUCAGGCAAUCGCACUGAGCAGGGAAGCCCUGGCUUUGCUCCCGGUCGGUCACACAGAUCGGUUCAUGACAUUAAACAAUCUCGCGAAUCGACUCUCCUCCCGCUUUGACCACCGAGGCAACGGCAAAGACUUGGAUCAGGCGAUUGCACUUCAGACGGAAUCGCUGUCUUUGCUCCCGGUCGGUCACACAUAUCGGUCUGUGUCAUUAAACAACCUCGCGAAUCAACUCUCCUCCCGCUUUGACCACCGAGGCAACGGCGAAGACUUGGAUCAGGCUAUCGCACUUUACAGGGAAGCGCUGGCUUUGUGCCCGGUCGGUCACACAGAUCGGUCCUUGUCAUUAAACAACCUCGCUCUUCAACUCUCCUACCGCUUUCACCGCCGAGGCAACGGCGAAGACUUGGAUCAGGCAAUCGCACUGAACAGGGAAGCCCUGGCUUUGCGCCCGGUCGGUCACACAGAUCGGUCUGUGUCAUUAACCAACCUCGCGAAUCGACUCUUCUCCCGCUUUGAUCACCGAGCCAACAGCGAAGACUUGGAUGAAGCUAUCGCACUUCAGAGGGAGGCGUUGGCUUUGCGCCCGGUCGGUCACACAGAUCGGUCCAUGUCAUUAAACAACCUCGCGAAUCUACUCCCCUCCCGCUUUGACCUCCGACACGACAGAAAAGACCUAGACGAGUCACGAGAGAACCUACUCUGUGCAUUGACGUUGUUGACGCAGCAUGAUCCUCGUCGAUCGAUGGUCCAUGCAUCUAUAGCUAAUGUCUAUCUAUCAUUUCAUCGUUCAGAGCUUGACGGCACCGGCGCUGGCUCAAAUACAGAUAGUCUGAAUGCUGCCAUGCAUCAUUUUAAGGCAGCAACAAAUAUUGUCCCUGCAAGCUUGCUCUCCCGGCUGCGGGCAAGUCUAAGUUGGGUGCGCCAUGCUCGUCAACAUUCACAUGGUAUUCAACUAGAGGCUUACAUGACUUCUAUGCAACUUCUGGAUGCUUACAUGUCUGUGACGGCUUCCAUAUCAUCUCGCCAUAAUGCCAUGAAGGGAUUCCCAAGUACACUCGCCGUGGAUGCUGCAUCGUGCGCUCUUCGUAGUGGCGACGUGGGUCGCGCUGUUGAGUUGUUGGAGCAAGGCAGGACCAUCAUCUGGACCCAGAUGACUCGACUCCGCACGCCUCUUGACGGGCUCCAGACUCGCGGCGAUCAUGCAGCGACCUUGAUGAAGACAUUCACAGACCUCAGCUCCCUCCUUGAUAAACCUCAUCCAAGCCAUCUAGAAGGGACCCCAAGAGUCAAUGUGGAAGCAGAGGCCACCCGCUACAGACGUAUAGUGGAGGACUGGAAUGGAACUGUGGAAGAGAUCAGGAAGAUCGAGGGCUUCUCUCGCUUCCUGCUUCCCCCUUUGUUCUCCGAUCUUCAAGAUGCAGCUCGUGAUGGGCCCAUCAUCAUGCUCAUCGCAAGCGAAUCGUCUUGCGAUGCCAUUAUCAUCCCGCACAAGCAACCUCCCACCAGCAUUCAACUCCCUACCGAUAUUCAGCAACUCGCCAAAUUGCUGCUCACAUUCCGAGUUGCAAUUGACAAAGAGACUGGGCACCAACGAGCGCUGAUGGAAGCUUUGAACGACUUGUGGAACAAUGUUGUCGGCCCAGUGGUCGAGAAAUUGGGCAAAUUAGUACGACUAGGUUCCCGAAUAUGGUGGUGCCCGACAUUCCUCUUCAAUUUCUUGCCGUUGCAUGCUGCUCGCGAGUACAGAACUGGGGGAAUGUCUCUUUCGCAGCUGUAUAUCUCUUCAUACACCCCAUCUCUCACCGCGCUGAUCAAGGCUCGCGCAAGUCGUGACAGACCCACGUCGGUGCCAUUCGUCGCCAUUGGUCAGAAUCGCCCAGCCGGCGUCUCUUUCACUUUGGAUGCUGUGGAGCCUGAGUUGGAAUUGGUGCGGAAACUUUUGCCUCCUCCCCCAACUGUCUCCUUCUCCAAGAUAACCAGCGUUGAUGCCACAAAAUCGAGAGCACUGUGCGCAUUGCGCGAACACACUUGGUUCCAUCUCGCAUGUCAUGGAACGCAGAGAUUUGACGAACCCUUCCAGUCGGCCUUUCUUAUGCGCGACCAGCCUCUUUCGCUCCUUGAUAUUGUGCAAAUGGAUCUGUCUCAGCAUAAUUUUGCCUUUCUUUCUGCCUGUGAAACCGCCGUCGGCGACUUCAGUACGCCCGACGAAGUGAUACACCUAGCGGCUGGCCUGCAAUUUGCUGGGGUUAGGAGUGUCGUCGGGACGUUGUGGAAAGUCAACGAUGAUACUGUGCAGCGCUUAGUCAAGGCAUUCUACGAAAAGUUUUGCGAGGGUGGCCCAAUGAAUCCCAGACGAGCUGCCCGAGCGCUGCACCGAGCGGUCCAGUCGUUGGCUAGCGACGUAGACAUACCCUUGGCCCAGCGCAUAGUGUUCGUGCAUAUUGGCAUAUGA
Molecule: messenger RNA, 4413 nt
Organism: Suillus bovinus
Lineage: Eukaryota; Fungi; Basidiomycota; Agaricomycetes; Boletales; Suillaceae
Product: CHAT domain-containing protein
Exons: 7
Coding region: 1-4413 (1470 amino acids)
Molecular function (GO): protein binding
Source: RefSeq, a predicted model, not a curated record